Molecule: messenger RNA, 2218 nt
Organism: Equus quagga
Lineage: Eukaryota; Metazoa; Chordata; Mammalia; Perissodactyla; Equidae
Gene: PRXL2C
Product: peroxiredoxin like 2C
Exons: 6
Coding region: 120-800 (226 amino acids)
Source: RefSeq, a predicted model, not a curated record
GCGGGUCAGAACCCCACGCAGCUCCGCCCGCCCGCCCCACUCGGCCGCGACCUUCCUCGCGCCGCUGGGACGCAGCGCAGCCGUACCGAGCGAGGUCCAGCCGGCGGCUGCAAGGCGCGAUGGCUGCCGCGGCCCUGCCCCCGGUCACUCGGCAGGUCAGCGGCCGCGCCGCCGCGGUCCCGAGCGGCCCCGAGUGCGGGCAGCCCCUGGCCGCCGCCGUGGCCGAGCUGCCGGUGCUGGAUGCCUCCGGGAGGCGGGUGCCGUUCGGCGCGCUGUUCCGGGAGCGCCGCGCCGUGGUGGUCUUCGUGCGGCAUUUCCUGUGUUACAUCUGCAAGGAAUACGUAGAAGAUCUGGCCAAAAUCCCCAAGAGUUUCUUACAAGAAGCAAAUGUCACCCUUAUAGUGAUUGGACAGUCAUCCUACCAUCAUAUUGAGCCCUUCUGCAAACUGACUGGGUAUUCUCAUGAAAUCUAUGUUGACCCUGAGAGAGAAAUUUAUAAAAGAUUGGGAAUGAAAAGAGGUGAAGAAAUCGCCUUUUCAGGAAAAAGCCCCCAUAUAAAGUCAAAUAUACUCUCAGGAAGCAUUCGGAGCCUGUGGCGCGCAAUGACCGGCCCUCUUUUUGAUUUUCAAGGAGACCCGGCUCAGCAGGGCGGAACCCUCAUUUUAGGUCCAGGUAACAAUAUCCAUUUUAUACACUGUGAUAGGAAUAGGUUGGAUCACAAACCCAUCAACGCUGUUUUACAGCUUGUAGGAGUUCAGCCUGUGGACUUUACAGGCAGACCUUCAGUUACCCACGUGUGACAGGACAGGCUCUGUCGCUUCCCACUGGACUCUUGGGAUGUGCCUGGAUGUGGGAGUGGAGUAUCCUUGUGCAGCAUCUAACUUGGUGGCUCUUCCCAGCCUUUGAGGAGUUAUGAAAACAUGAAGAAACCAAGUAGCAGUUGAAUUGCAUGCUGAGAGGAUCAGUUAUCAAAGGUGUGAUAUAUAUUUAUAAUUUUAUAGCUUUUAAAGUUUUCUACAAAAUAAAAUUUCAUUUAUACAAAAUAAAACUUUAAAAGCUAUAAAAUUAUAAAUACCAUUCUGUAUUUUACCUUAUAGUAUAUCUAUUCAGUGACAGUUUUAGUUGGCCAUUAAAACCAUAAGUUGUUAUGAAAAACAUUUAAGGGGAAGGUUAAGCAAGUCAAGACCAUUUUAUUCAUUGAAAAGAGCAGGAUAUCAAAUUCUGUAAACAAUAUAAUCACGUUUUUAUGUAUAUGUUUAUAUUUUUGUAUGCUUAGAAGAAAAGACAGAAAAUAAAACCAGAAUAUUGCCAGUAGGUGUCUCUAUGUGGGAGGAUUACAGGUGUUUUUAUUUUCUUUUCCACACUUUUCUCUAUUUCCCAAAUAUUCUAUAAUUAGCAUGAUUCAUUUUUUUUGGCCAGGAAAAGAUCUUUAAAAAUUAUAUGAAGAAUAUAUUCCUACAUAAGCAGCUCCACAAAGUGCUGCCACAUGUUUCUAUCCUAAUUGCUUUACUCAGAGGAAAUAUGACAAAGUGACCCUUUCAUAGAGCCUGUGCUGAGAGCACCUCAUUUCGCACACCCGCCAGCCACACUAGGAUGGGGGUGCUCAGAGCACCUCAUCCCGCACACCCACUACCCAUUUCGCUAGGAUGGGGGUGCUCAGAGCACCUCGUCCCGCACACCCACUACCCAUUUCACUAGGAUGAGGGUGCUCAGAGCACCUCGUCCUGCGCACCCACUACCCAUUUCUCUAGGAUGGGGUGUCAGGGAGCAUUAAGAGGAGAAAAAUAUGUUUUAGAUAUUUAAGAUGUGUAUUUAAAAGAUGAUGAGUAUGCUUUUUGACAGGAAAUUUUAAGAAUUGUUUUGACUGAAAACACUUUUGUAACUUAAACAUACCAUGGUUUGGUCGUAUAUUCCUAGACAGCUUCUAUUUCUCACCCCCAAAUUGCUUUUAUUUAGUGGAAUAUUGUCAUUGUUUAUUUCUCCAGAAUCUAAAUAUGCUUAGUUGGGAAGGGUCCCAGAAAUUCUGAUGAAAAGCAUAGCAAAAUCAAAAUAUUGGUAAUUAUUAGCAAGUAUAACUUUUAUAUAAAGCAUAUGAAGUCACACAAAAAUAUAUCUAUUCAAAGUAUCCAAAUAUUUUAAUGUAUUUUCAUAUAUAUACAUGGGCAAUCAUGUUUUUAAUCAAUAAAAAUGAAAUUUCUCAUAAAAUUAAGCAAUUUCG